UUGCCCUUGUCGCACGUUGUUCAAAGUACCCAAGUUGGUUCGACGAGCACAGUGAGCUCUUUCAAAGUCUGCGAUGCCCAUCAAGCACUUGGAAAACUACCUCUCCGAGCGGAAGCACACGCAAUCAUUUUCUCUGUCUGUAUUAUCGGACUCGCGCCUUGGAAUUGAUGCAUCCUAUUACCUCAAAAUAUUGACGGAUAAUCCGCCCUCGCGCGAACCUCUCCUCGCCGCGACUGGUGGGCUUCCCUUGGCGCUAACGACACGUAUCGAGUCUGAUUUGCGUACGCUCGAAAAACUACGAAUAAAACCUGUGUUCGUUUUUCCUGGCCUUUUGCCCAGCAAACGCUGGAAACAAUACCAACAUCACAUGGAGCACAAUGAUGGAUGCAGGGACCGGAGGGAGGCUUGGGCAAAGUAUGAGGCUGGCCAGGAAGACGCCGCUAUAAAAUUAUUCGAGGGCAGAAGUGGGCUCCAGCAAUGGGACUUAUGGCGCAUGGUCUUGAGGAUAUUCAGACAUAGGAAUGUGGAGUUUUUGGUUGCUCCAUACGUCGCUUGGGCUCAGUUGAUUUAUAUGCAACGACACCCGAAAUCAUAUAUUCAUGCAAUCUUUGGACCGACAGACACCAUACUCUAUCCAGGAGUAGACAAAUUAAUUACUUCGCUGGACCUCACCUCUGCGACACCAUCUUUUUCCUUCGUGUCCAAGCGCACUAUCUUGUCUGAUUUGGGCCUCAACGAGGACCAGUUCCUUGACGUUGGCAUCCUUGUUGGUUUCGAGCACUCGCCACCCUUUCCACCAACUGUGCACGAGCAGGCAUUGAAGGCCACGGUGGACAUGGUCAAAUAUUACAAGUCUGGUCAUGCUGCCGUUUCCGCAUUCGCCGAACACCCCGCAGUGAAGAGUAUGCAGUAUCCCGAUCAGUUCGCGCGCACGCGCUCAAUGAUCAAAUACUCCCUCAUAUUCUCAUCUGAAGGAAGUGUUACGCCACUUCCCCUCGCAAUCACCACGCCAGCUCAUGGCCCCAAUCAUCUCCAGCACCCGACAGCUGCGGAUAUACCUUCGGAUCUUCAUGAAAUCUUCACGCACCGUCUUCCUGACGAAAUCUAUUUCUAUCUCUCCCGUGGACUCUUGGGGCCGCAAGCCCUCGUUUGGUUGACCAGUGGGCAGAUCGUUGAACCACCACCGUUGGAUAACGACCGGUCCACGAGCCACAGCUCUCGCGCUCAUUAGCAGUGUUUCACAUCAAUUCUGGAACAACCGAAAGGUGACGGGUAAUUUUUGGUUUGAGGGUCCCGCACCCCACGGCCAGAAGUUCGUCCAACAUAACUCGCCUCAAACUGUGCAGCUUGCAGAACGCGUGGCGGGCUGGAACGUUAGUUAUGCCAUUGUUG
This is a messenger RNA of Suillus paluster, 1392 nucleotides long. Its product is annotated as PIN domain-like protein. The transcript has 4 exons. The coding region runs from base 74 to 1231 and encodes 385 amino acids. The record is from RefSeq and is a predicted model, not a curated record. Gene Ontology annotation, cellular component: nucleus. NCBI's taxonomy places the organism in Eukaryota, Fungi, Basidiomycota, Agaricomycetes, Boletales, Suillaceae. Gene Ontology annotation, biological process: DNA double-strand break processing; DNA recombination; mismatch repair. Gene Ontology annotation, molecular function: 5'-flap endonuclease activity; 5'-3' DNA exonuclease activity.